AUGGGUACUUUAAGAUCAUUAUUUGCGCCAUUUAAAAAUAGAUUCUAUUGGAAUCAGUACAUGAGCUGCCAUAAUGUCUUUGGAAUUAAAGAUUUAUUGCAACCAGAAAAACACGAAGCGUUCAUAAUUCAGCAAGUAACAGCUAAAGACCAGGAAAUGGCUGUGGAUUUGAUAAAACAGCAUUAUCUAAGCGAACAUAUUCUGUCUCGUUCACGACAUAUAAAUUUUACCGAAGAUCGAGCAAUCGACGAAUAUAUUAUUGGUUUAUUAAAACAAGGAAACUCAAUUUAUGCGAAAUCAGAAGACGGAUCUGUUGCUGGGAUUUGUAUCAACUUUGCGUUGAGUCCUGUGGAUCCCAAAAAUCUUCGAAACUACGCUUUUUAUAGACAGGACCCGAACGUCAAGGAUUUCCUUUACUUCACAGCAAAAUUACAAGAAACGCCAAAUUUAUGGAAUAUAUUUCAGGAAACGAAGAUUUUUGAGAUUCAAAUGUUGACGGUGCUGCCAGAAUACAGAAGACAAGGUUUAGCCACAAUGCUCGCUCAGAAAUCUCAAAAGCAGGCCCAAGAACUAGGCUACAACGUUGUCCGAAUGGACUGCAUAAAUCCAUACGAUUUUAAAAUCGCUGAACGCUGCAUGAUGUCAUGUCUUGUCAAAUUUCCCUUACAUAAAUUGCGAGGGCCGAACGCGCCCUUCAUCAAACGUUCAUCCGAACACAAUAGGUAUGUGAGAGUAUAUGUCCACGUGAGAACACAAACGGAUAAAGACAAAGACAUCAGGCGAGAAGACUUGAUUAAUUUAUUAGAGUAG
Molecule: messenger RNA, 810 nt
Organism: Pieris macdunnoughi
Lineage: Eukaryota; Metazoa; Arthropoda; Insecta; Lepidoptera; Pieridae
Source: the annotation of a GenBank genome assembly